Messenger RNA from Mycena indigotica, 4367 nucleotides. Its product is annotated as MutS 4. Bases 1884 to 4367 code for a protein of 827 amino acids. Gene Ontology annotation, cellular component: nucleus. The record is from RefSeq and is a predicted model, not a curated record. Gene Ontology annotation, molecular function: ATP-dependent DNA damage sensor activity; mismatched DNA binding; ATP binding. The transcript is spliced from 22 exons. Lineage: Eukaryota; Fungi; Basidiomycota; Agaricomycetes; Agaricales; Mycenaceae. Gene Ontology annotation, biological process: reciprocal meiotic recombination; mismatch repair.
AUGGUUCUAUCUGGGAAAGCAUCUGCUGCCCAGCUCCAUCCAAUGAAUAUUCACCAGACCAUCAAUGUCUUCCACAAGUUAAACUUGUCCAAGCAAGUUGUAAUCGCAAACAAACUAUGUCAGAUGUGCAUCUCCCCCACUCUUUCCUACAAUUGGGCGGGAACGGCAGCCGGCAAUCCCCCGGCAACUCCACUUUCUCUGACUGAGCUCGCACGACUUGGUUCGCGUGGUGGCAAACCCACAUAGAGCGGUAUGCGGUCCGUCCCGAUAAUAUUUAAGUGCAUCAGGACCCGCUGGCCUGCUGCCAGUGCCUUCUCCCCCAACUAUGUAUAACGGCCAGCGAGUGGUCAAGCUUCCCAAUAGUGGCACAAACUGUCCUAUCAUUGGGUGAGCCAUAAUCGAAACACUUGCUGCAAUGACUUGAGCUAGGACCAGACACGGAGGCUGGGCACCCGAUGUUGGCGAAGAACGUACGACAGGCGCAAUAAAAUGGAUGACGGCCGCUCUCAAGGCAAGCAAAGAAUUAUUCGUCCAUUGCGUCUUCUGAAGGGCACACUAGAUGGGGUACCGGCACAUCGAUACUGCUCAUGGAUAUGGUCAACACAUUUCAUAUCGACCUUUCCAAGACAUUCAUGACAGGCUUUACAGGUACCGAAAAUGCAGUAGGCAAGGCAAUCAAGGAAGCGGGACUCGACAGAGAAGACGUCUUUGUAACCUCGAAACUCCCGUAAGUUUUUUCUCUGGACAAACGAUUUGGUCUAUUACUUAUCGUCGUUGUUAGACCCCACCAUCAUCAUUGUGUUAUGCAGUCUGUUCAGGAAUCUCUCGACAACCUUGGCUUCAAAUGGUUGGACAUGGUGCGAUUACCCGUCUUCAUACUUCGUCCUUUCCAACCGAAAGAUACGCUGACAGUAUCUCAUGCAUUGGCCGUUUCCCACUCAGGAAGAUGAAAGUUCGUGCAACUUAUUCCAAAUCCCAAACUUUUUGCCCACGCGGACUUCCCGAAGACGGAAAACUUUACAGUCCUGACACCCCGACCAUCCUUGAAACUUGGCAAGGCAUGGAAGAUGCGUUGCGGCAGUCAAAAUGCGAGGCUAUUGGUGUCAGCAACUUCUCGAUCAAGAAGUAAGAUUUGUCUGUUCCGAGAUUCGUCAGACCUAUGCGAUUAUCUAGCCUGGAACAAAUCUUGAAGCAUUCAAGGAGUGGGUCGACAAAUCGGCUUACCGUUUAAGGACUCAUCUUCCACAGCUAAACCGGCGAUGAAUCAGGUCGAGUAAGGGAUCUAUCCUUUCCCAUUCUUUUCUUUAGACUUUCAUCGCUUUAGAAUGCAUCCAUAUUUGGCUCAAAAUGAACUCCUUGAAUUCUGUCGCAAGAAUGACAUCGCUGUUGUUGCGUAUACUCCCACUGGUGCGUAAAAUAUUCGAGCUCCUUUCCUAGAUUCAAGUUCAGUUAUCGUUCAUAGGUUACGGUACCGUCCAGAAGGACCCCGUUAUCGUGGCGCUUGCGGAGAAAUACGGCGUCAGCUCUGCUCAAAUCAUAAUUGCGUGGCAUCUUUCGCGCGACGUCGUCGUCGUUCCACGAAGCACAAACCCCGAGCACCAAAAAGAAAACCUCAACCCCCCAACAUUGGAAGAUGAGGAUCUCAAAAAGAUUGACGCUCUCGAUCGGGGACAACGGGUCUGUAAUUUUCCAGAUGCAAAUGGUUUGGUCUGGGGUAUACCUGCUGAACGACUUGGUUGGUAAACCCGCUUCGAUGUACACGUAAAUAUAUGAGCUGUGUGACGAUGCGUGACGUGACGUGACGCGACGCGUCUUUCGUCUUGACCUCAAUGAACGGAAAUCGCAGAUUCUACAGUUCUCGUCCUACCUCUGCUAGAUAUACGAUGAAAUCACGACCAAGCACUACAAACGAUCUCGAUGAGUCGAGGAGCAAUAAAACACGACCCUGGACCGCCCAAACUCGGCCUGGCACAGCCCGACCGACGACUGCUGCGUCUGGUUUCACCACUGGUAGUUACAUCAUCGCUCUGAUUGAAGGUCGUGGCGUUGGCCAUGAAGUUGGGAUGGCGGGGCUUGAUCGAGACACAGGACGCGUGAUGCUAGUUCAGCUUGCAGACUGUCAGACCUAUGUAAAAACACUGCAUCAGAUGCAUCUCCACCCCCCAGCCCUCAUUCUUGUUCCCGAUAGCUUUCUUUCUGCCGAUGCGAAGAGACCGGCCUGCGUUCUUGUCGAGUAUAUCUUUGAAGAGUUCCCGGGUGUCCCCGUGGAGCCGGUAGGAAGGCGGAGUUGGAACGAGAGUGGAGGUCUCGAAUUUGUUUCUCAGCUCUGUGUUGAAGACGAUGAACGGGCAGGUACUUUGUUGGCUACAACAAACAAAUAUUAUGCGCUUUCAGCCGCUUGCGCCUUGUUCAAAUACGCCGAAAUCAAAUUAAACACCCGUUUUGCUGCGGCUUCUCUUCGUAUCCGCUAUGUUCCCGUUGAUGGCACGAUGAUGAUUGACCCAGAGACUGCAAGAAACCUUGAACUAGUAGGAAACAUGUCGUUUGGAAGGAAAUCGACGCAUUCGCUGUAUGGAGUUGUGAAUCAUACUUAUACUUCAAUGGCCGCGCGCUUGUUGCGCGUGAAUAUCCUCUCUCCAUUGACAGCGCAAAACACACUCGACGCUCGACUGGAUGUCGUCGAAGAGCUCGUUCAAUCCGAAGAGCGCUUCAAUGAUGUUAGAACGGGGCUCAAACCUCUAAACAAAAUGGAUCUCGACAAGCUCAUCGCCGUGCUCGCCUCAAUGGACACGACGCCAGUCUCUAGCGGUAAACCCGCUAUAGCUGCGUCUCGUGUCACUCAAAUGUUGGGUCUGCGAAACGCGGUCAAGAGCCUGCUUCCGUUGCGAUCCGCGUUGGAUGGUUGUCGAUCCCAGCUGUUGCAAAUAAUUCAUGAGAUGCUCUCGGAUGAGCGACUAGAGAGGAUAGAGCGUCUUGUUUGUGCGAAUUUGAACGAAGACGGUGCAACGAAGAAGGGCGGGAUCGGCGCAGUAAACGCACGAGUCUACGCUGUCAAAUCGAAUUGCAAUCGCCUUCUCGAUGUCGCCCGUGAAACUUAUAGAGAAAAUGUGCAAGACAUUUAUGCACUCAAUACCAAGCUUUCAGAGGCCCAUGAACUUCCACUGACAUUGGAAUACCAAGUAAACGGCUUCGUGUUUGUGUUGAAGAAGACCGAUCUUCCUGACGGCGAAUCGUUACCCCGAGGAUUCAUCAAUGCCCAGUUCAAGCGGAAUAAAUGGAUAUUUUCGAGUAUGGAUUUGAAGAAGAUGAAUGCGCGUAUGAAGGAUGCCUUGGAUGAGUCGCUCAUCCUCAGCGAAAAAACCAUCGACGAACUGGUCGCGGAGAUUCUGGUCGACGUUGGAGCGCUGUACAAGGCCUCUGAAGCGGUUGCUCUCCUCGAUAUGCUGUGGUCUUUUGCACAUACGUCGAUAAUGCACAAUUAUGUUCGUCCAGAGUUCACCGGGACCCUGGCAAUCAAGUCAGGCCGCCAUCCUAUCCUCGAGACUGUCAACUCUGCGGGGAAUCUGGUCCCAAAUGACGUAUAUUGCGACGACUCUUCCUCGUUCCAGAUUGUCCAGGGCCCGAACAUGUCUGGCAAAAGCACAUAUCUCCGCCAAGUAGGCCUCUUGACCGUCCUCGCCAUGUGUGGAUGCUUUGUGCCUGCCGAAUACGCCAGUUUCCGACUGCACGAUGCUUUGUUGACUCGACUAUCCAAUGACGAUGACUUGGAACGCAGUUUAAGUACGUUUGCGAGCGAAAUGGCGACAUCUGCUAUGAUUCUGGGACUCGCUACUCCGCGUUCUCUGGUAAUUAUCGACGAGUUGGGAAGGGGCACAUCUCCACGAGAAGGAGUGGGUAUUUCGCAUGCAAUCGCAGAAGGGCUCAUUCAGAGCAAGUGUUUCGUGUUCUUCGCAACACAUUUCCACGAGCUGACCACGACUCUUUCUCGUCAACCAUCUGUGAUCAACUUGCACCUCUCCGUCCAGCGAACGUCAAAAUCGACCGCAAAUUUUGGGAUGUCAUUCCAGUACAAGAUCAUUGAUGGGUCUCCAACAGACUUGAGUCAUUAUGGCCUGGAACUAGCAACACUCGCAGAUUUCCCAAGAGACGUUGUAGCUGAAGGUAAGCGAGUGGCCACCAAGCUUGCCGCAUUGCAUGCGCGUCAAGAGGAAGACAGCGAAAGUAACAAGGUCGCAAUCCGGCGAAAAGCGCUUCUGAGGCUGAGAACACAAUUGGUCCAGGCAUAUGAACACUCCGCAUUGCCCGAUGAGGAGCUCGUGGCCUAUAUCCGGCGUUUCCAGGUCGACAUCGCGAAAGCAUUUCUGUAG